AUGAUUUUACUACGUUUCAUAUUUAUAAUUUGUUUUACUAAUGCAACAUAUCUUUAUUUUGAUCGUAAUUCUUAUGAAAUAUUUCUAAGUGAAUCAACACAAAUUUAUACAAAAAUUGCUUUAAUAAAAGCUAUUUCAGCUCCAUCAUUAUCUAUUCAAUAUGAACUUCAUGGUGACACAAAUAAAACAUUUUAUUUAAAUUCUCUUACAGGUGAAUUAAUCUUAUUAAAUCCUGUUGAUUAUGAAACAAUAUCUAUAUAUAAAUUAACAGCUGAAGCACGUUCACCAUCAUCAAUUGCACCUUGUUUUGCUGAAUUAAUAAUUCAUAUAUUAAAUAUUAAUGAUAAUCCACCUGAUAUUAAUUUAAUAAUUUAUCCUUCUGUUUUAUAUAAAUCAAAUAUAAUUAAAUAUGAUUUAAAUACAUCAUCAACACCAUUUGCUACAAUAACUUUAAAAGAUUUCGAUGAAUCAACAAAAAAUUUAAGUUUAUAUUUAAAUGAUACUGAACAUUUUCAAAUUCAAUUAAUAAGACAAAUUAAAAAUGAUUUAAUUUAUAUUUUAUCAACAAAAAAUAAUUUAAAAUUAAUUCAUCAAGAUUAUUAUUAUUUAUUAUUAAUAUCUUGUGAUAAUGAUCAACCAUUAUUAUGUACAAAUCAAACAUAUAUAUUUCAUAUGAAAUCAAAUGAAUAUUUAUGUAAUUUAUCAUUUAAUCAAAAAACUUAUAUUAUUGAUAUAAAAGAAAAUUUACCAAUUAAAACAUUUUUAAUGCAUAAAAUAACAAAUAAAUUUUGUCGAAAUAUUAUUUAUUCAAUUGAUAAUACAAAAAAUUUCUAUAUUGAUUCAUAUACAGGUGAUUUAUAUACAUUAAAAAAAUUUAAUCGAACUGAACAAAGCAUUUAUAUUAUUGAUUUAUUUGUUAAUAAUUAUUUUAAAAUAAAAAUUAUUGUACGAAUACUUGAUCAAUAUGGUAAUAUUCCAUUUUUAAUAAAUAAAUAUAUAAUUAUAAAUCAAAAUAAAUUUUUAUUUGUACAUAUAUUUAAUUCAACAUUAUGUCGACCUCAAAUAAUCAUUGAAAAUUAUUUUCAACUUUUAUCUAAUUGUACAAUUAUACCUUUAAUAAAACCACCUUUAGGUCAAUAUUUAUUCAAUGUUGAACUUGAACAACGAAUAAAUCAUCAAGAUACAUUUUUACUUGAACUUAAAGACGAACAAGAACGUCUAUUAACAUUUAGACAUUCACAAUGGAUUAUUAUUAUACCGACUAUCAUUUGUUUUUUAUUCGUUCUUGGGACAAUCAUUGGUCUAAUUAUUAUUAUCAAACAAAAACGAAUUAAAUUUAAUCAAUUAUGUCGUGUUAAACAAGUGAGGAUAGAAUAAUCUGAUGGAGUUUCAACUAUUUCAAAAUUAAAAGUAUAUGAUGAUCAUGAAUUAUCAUCAUCACAAACAAGUACAGCAAUUUAUUUAGUACAAAAACCAUCACCACCACUUUCAUCAUUAAGUCCAUUACGUGAUGAUGAAGGUUAUUCAGGAAGUUCGAAUGUAUCGGAAAAUCAUUUACCAUUUGAAUCAACACUUAUUUCUGCUAAUGAAUUAAAUGAACAGUAUCGUAUACAUGAAUUUUCUAAACAUCAAUCGACAUCACCCAUAUAUGAUGUACCAAGACGACAUAUUGACAAAACGAAUGUUCCACACAUUUCAAUAGAUGCAUCACUUGUUUAA
Messenger RNA from Rotaria sp. Silwood2, 1719 nucleotides. The record is from the annotation of a GenBank genome assembly. NCBI's taxonomy places the organism in Eukaryota, Metazoa, Rotifera, Eurotatoria, Philodinida, Philodinidae.